AUGUUAAAUUCAGAAAUUUGUAACAAUAUUAUCUUGUUGAAAAGUUAUUUUAUAUUUGAUACUUCAGUGAAUAGCAGAUCAAUUCGAAUCAGACGUCAAGCAUUCCCACCAAAUCCAGCACCAUUUCAACCUCGAAUUGAAGAUUACAACCUUCCACCUUUUUAUCAGCCCUUCCCAGGACGAGAUGCAUCAUCAUUAUCACCGAUAUUCCCAUUCACAUCACAAUUCAGCGAAGGCUUAGAUGUAAAUCCUGGAACUCGAUUAACCGUUGAUGGAAAUAUCAAUAUACCCAUAUUUGGCUGGGGUAUAUGGGAUUACAAAGGCGGGCUUAAAGUAGGCAGACCAAAUACUCGAGUUGGCUUUGGAACGCUGAAUCGUCCAACUAAUGUACUCGGAAUAAGCCCAGAAACUUUGGCUACGCUUGGUACUGAUCCAUUUUUCAAUGAAGCACGUACUCAGAUACCUUCGAUACCAGUUGCAGUACUACCUGGUAAUUUUGUUCCACUUCGAUGCAAACCACCUUUUUGCAAUCCGUUUUUACACAACUUUGCAUGGGGUGUAGAUGUUGAACCAGGCGACGAUUACCUCUUUGAUGGAGGUAUUGAUUUUCCCAUACCACUCGCUCCAGGAGGCGUAGGAAUCCGAUUUCCAUUGAACGGAGCAGUCAACGUAGGUUCAGACCCCUUCCUCCUCACAUAUGGCCAUGGGCUGGGUCCCGCAGAACCACCAAAUUUCCAAAGCAAAACUAGCUUUGAGUCAUCGUCUCAACAAGAGAACUGA
Molecule: messenger RNA, 780 nt
Organism: Thelazia callipaeda (thelaziosis nematode)
Lineage: Eukaryota; Metazoa; Nematoda; Chromadorea; Rhabditida; Thelaziidae
Source: the annotation of a GenBank genome assembly